Molecule: messenger RNA, 828 nt
Organism: Aureobasidium namibiae CBS 147.97
Lineage: Eukaryota; Fungi; Ascomycota; Dothideomycetes; Dothideales; Saccotheciaceae
Exons: 1
Coding region: 1-828 (275 amino acids)
Biological process (GO): regulation of transcription by RNA polymerase II
Cellular component (GO): transcription regulator complex; PcG protein complex
Molecular function (GO): RNA polymerase II cis-regulatory region sequence-specific DNA binding; DNA-binding transcription factor activity, RNA polymerase II-specific
Source: RefSeq, a predicted model, not a curated record
AUGGACGACUCGACGCCUUCAGUCUACCCCCCGGUCCCGGACGCCCAGCCCGUCGCGCCUUACCCCAUGUCCGCCGCCCAGGUCGCAUCGGCAACGCCCGUCAUGUCGCAACCCGCCGCACUAUCCUACCGCAACUCCAACUCUCCCGUCUCCGAGUCUUCCCGCGCCGCCCCUGCUGCCAACAAGACCUCGACCAAGAAGAACCAGUACCCCUGCCCGCUGGCCAAAGUCUACAACUGCAGCGACUUCUUCACCACCUCUGGACACGCCGCCCGCCAUGCCAAGAAGCACACUGGCAAGAAGGACGCCUUCUGCCCGGAGUGCAACAAGGCCUUCACCCGCAAGGACAACAUGGAGCAACAUCGUCGCACCCACCAAAACGUGCGUGGCCCUUCAAAGUCUUCGACAGAUGGCCGCGUCAAGAAGUCCACCAAGCCUGUACCUCGCAAGUCUGUCAGCGGUCCCUUGGAAGCUGCCGCCGUAGCCCAGCUGGAAGACCACCAGUCGCAGCAGCAUCAACUUCCUCAACAUCAACUCCAGUUCCAAUCCGCUCAACAACCCAUCAUGUCGACUAGCCCUUACUACAUCAACCCAGACCCCAUUCAGCCUCUUCCUCAACCAAUCUUGUCUGAGUUCACCACAAGGCCUCCGCUCUACCACCGCUCCAACUACACAAGCUCUCUUGACUACCUCCCUGCUCAAGCCAGUUUGAUCCAAGACCCCGACCUCCAUUACAGCUACCCAUCGCCUGGUCUGUCCAAUGGCCUUGACACGCUUGCAUUGGCAGCAAGUGAUCAUCGCCGCAUGUCUGAUGAAGGCUCUUGUUAA